UGCACUAUUUGUUUGUGUACACAAUUGUACACCCAUUGUCAUGCAAAUUUAAAACGACGGUCUUAAUAUCCUCUAAGCUUUUCAAAUGUAGGAAGAAAAACUUAGUUUUCGCUUUAGCUACCACUCAGACGACAACGGGUGCUAAUCGUGUACCUACUCUAUGCAACAUGGCGGACAAAGUGACUCUGGCUGAUGCGUUGUCUAAUGUUGAUGUGCUUGAUGAGCUGACAUUGCCUGAUGAACAACCUUGUAUCGAGGCUCAGCCAUGUUCAGUCGUAUAUCAGGUUAAUUUUGACACCAACUUUGAAGAUCGUAAUGGAUUUGUCACAGGUGUUGCCAAAUAUAUUGAAGAAGCAACAGUUCAUUCUAGCUUAAAUGAAUUGUUAGAGGAAGGAGUUGAGCAUGCUGUUAUGUUAUACACUUGGCGAUGCUGUUCAAGAGCUAUUCCUCAGCCCAAAUCAAAUGAGCAGCCCAAUCGAGUGGAAAUUUACGAAAAGACUGUUGAAGUUUUGGCACCAGAAGUGAACAAACUGCUGAACUUUAUGUACUUUCAGAGCAAAGCUAUUGAACGCUUCACCUCAGAGGUCAAAAGACUUUGUCACACUGAAAAACGUAAAGAUUUCAUUUCAGAGGCUUACAUGCUGACACUUGGGAAGUUUAUUAACAUGUUUGCAGUCCUAGAUGAACUUAAAAACAUGAAGUCCAGUGUAAAAAAUGAUUAUUCUACAUACAGAAGAGCUGCUCAGUUUCUGAAAGUCAUGGCUGACUCACAAACUCUUCAAGAAAGUCAAAACCUCUCUAUGUUCUUGGCAACUCAAAAUAAAAUCCGUGAUGCUGUGAAAGAGAACUUGGAGCGAGUUGCUGGCUUUGAAGACCUCCUUGCUGAUGUAGUGUCUCUGUGUGUGCAUAUGUUUGAGACUCGUCUCUAUCUUGCCCCCCAUGAAAAGCACAUGCUUGUAAAAGUUAUGGGUUUUGGGCUAUUCUUAAUGGAUGGUGAACCUAAGAGUUUGAGCAAAUUGGAUGAAAGAAAAAAACUAAACUUGGCAAAAAUUGAUAGGAUUUUUAAGAACUUGGAAGUGGUCCCACUAUUUGGUGACAUGCAAAUUGCUCCUUUUAACUACAUCAAACGAAGCAAAAACUUUGAACCUAGUAGGUGGCCAUUAUCUUCAUCAAAUAAUAUCAGCCCCCAGGCAGAUCUUAUGGUCCAUCUUCCUCAAAUUCGAGAAGAUCAUGUGAAAUACAUCAGUGAACUGGCCCGGUACAGCAAUGAGGUAACAACAACUUACAAGGAAUCAAGAACUGAUCUAGAGAAUAAGGAAACAGCAGACUUGGCUUUGAGAGGAUUGCAGCUUCUCUCUGAAUGGACAAGCGUUGUGACUGAAUUGUACUCUUGGAAACUUCUUCAUCCAACAGAUCAUCACCAAAAUAAGGAAUGCCCAGUUGAGGCUGAAGAGUAUGAGAGGGCAACUCGAUACAACUAUUCAGAAGAAGAGAAAUUUGCUCUUAUUGAGGUCAUUGCAAUGAUUAAAGGCCUGCAGGUCUUGAUGGCACGCAUUGAAAGUGUUUUACAGGAUGCUAUCAGAAGAACAAUUUAUGCAGAGCUGCAGGAUUUUGUUCAGCUGAUGCUGAGGGAACCUUUAAGAAAAGCUAUAAAAAACAAGAAGGAUCUCAUCAGAAGUAUUCUUGUAUCUGUUCGUGAGACAUGCGCUGAUUGGCAAAGAGGGGUUGAGCCGUCUGGUGAUCCUGCUCUGAAAGGCAAAAAAGACCCAGAAAGUGGAUUUGGUAUUAAAGUACCUCGACGUAAUGUUGGGCCUUCAUCAACACAGUUGUAUAUGGUGAGAACUAUGCUUGAAUCCCUUAUUGCUGACAAGUCGGGAGGAAAGCGUACUUUACGCAAAGACAUUGAUGGGCAGCAUUUGAUUCAAAUUGACCAGUUCCACAAAAUAUCAUUUUAUUGGAACCAUUUGCUGAAUUUUAGUGAAUCCUUGCAACAGUGCUGUGAUCUCUCACAGCUAUGGUAUAGAGAGUUCUAUUUGGAAAUGACUAUGGGGCGCCGCGUCCAUAAAUGCCUUGUUAAACACCAGCAUAAUGAUGAAUGCAAUGAUCUGAUAACCAUGGAAAAACGAAUCCAGUUUCCUAUUGAAAUGUCUAUGCCAUGGAUUCUUACUGACCAUAUUCUGAGAACAAAGGAUCCAUCUAUGAUGGAGUACGUUCUAUACCCCCUGGAUUUGUACAAUGAUAGUGCUCACUAUGCACUAACUGUAUUUAGAAAGCAGUUCUUAUAUGAUGAGGUGGAGGCAGAGGUGAAUUUGUGUUUUGAUCAAUUUGUCUAUAAACUCUCUGAACAAAUAUUUGCUCACUAUAAGCAAAUGGCCAGCAGUAUUCUCUUAGACAAAAGAUUUCGUGUGGAAUGUGCUGCAAUGGGGGCAUAUAUUCCUUAUCCAAGAGCAAAUCGUUAUGAAACACUUCUGAAACAACGUCAUGUGCAGUUACUUGGCCGAUCUAUUGAUUUAAAUAAGCUCAUCACUCAACGAAUCAAUGCUGAUAUGCAUAAGUCUCUUGAUCUUGCCAUUAGCAAGUUUGAAGCUGGAGAUAUUACUGGGAUUACGGAAUUAGAUGGUUUGCUUGAAGUCAAUCGUCUUUCACACAAGCUCCUCUCUCGUUACUUGGCUUUGGAUGAGUAUGAUGCAAUGUUCAGAGAAGCAAAUCACAAUGUACUUGCUCCUUAUGGCAGAAUAACACUGCAUGUGUUCUGGGAAUUAAACUAUGAUUUUCUCCCUAACUAUUGCUACAAUGCAGCCACAAACAGAUUUGUCAAGUGCCGAGGUAUUCAGUUCACACAACCAGUACACAGAGACAAACCUCCUCAAAUGGCUCAUCAUUAUUUGUGGGGUAGCAAACAACUUAAUGUAGCAUAUUCCACUGUUUAUGGCCAAUACACAGGUUUUGUGGGGCCUUAUCAUUUUCGUACAAUGUGCCGUCUCUUAGGAUAUCAGGGUAUAGCUGUUGUAAUGGAAGAGCUGUUGAAAAUUGUGAAGAGUCUAAUUCAAGGUAACUUGCUUCAGUUCACAAAGACCCUAAUGGAGGCAAUGCCUAAGGUGUGCAAGUUGCCGCGUUACGAUUAUGGCUCACCAGGUGUACUGGGGUACUACCAUGCACAACUCAAUGAUAUUGUACAGUACCCUGAUGCAAAAACUGAGCUUUUUCACAAUUUCCGCGAACUGGGAAACACAAUCCUCUUCUGUCUUCUCAUGGAACAGGCUCUUUCUCAGGAAGAAGUGUGUGACCUGCUGCAUGCUGCAGCUUUCCAGAACAUACUUCCUCGCCCAUUCUGCAAAGAUGGGGAGAAGCCAGAAUUCAAACAGAAAAGGCUUGAAGCAAAGUACGGGUCAAUGCAAAUUGUUCCCAACAUUGAACGUCUUGGGACAGCAAAGCAAGCAUUGAUAUCAAGAGAAGGUGACCUGUUGACAAGGGAGCGGCUAUGUUGUGGUCUUUCUAUAUUUGAAGUUGUUCUUACCCGACUUAAAAGCUUCCUGGAUGACCCUAUAUGGGUUGGCCCUCCACCAGCCAAUGGCGUGCUUAAUGUGGAAGAAUGUGCAGAAUUUCAACGGUUGUGGUCUGCUUUACAGUUUGUUUACUGUAUUCCAGUUGGGGACACAGAGUUUACUGUUGAAGAGUUGUUUGGUGAAGGAUUAAAUUGGGCAGGUUGCACGAUGAUAGUCUUGCUUGGUCAGCAGCGACGAUUUGAAGCUCUUGACUUUUGCUACCACAUCCUGAAAGUUCAACGGGUAGAUGGGAAAGAUGAAAACGUCAAGGGAAUUAAUCUUAAAAGAAUGGUUGAUCGGGUACGACGCUUCCAAGUGCUUAAUUCUCAAAUUUUUGCUAUUCUCAACAAGUUCCUGAAGGGCAGUGAAGUUGAUAAUUCAUCUAUUGAACAUGUUCGCUGCUUUCCUCCACCAGUGCAUCCAACUAUGUCCCACUAUCACCGCACUGAUCAUUACAAUCAAAGUGGACACUAUGCAUAAUGUAGAUCAUCCAUCAUUAGUUUUGUACUAUUUUCACUCAAUUUAUUUAUUUUCACUGACUUUAUUUAUAAAUGAUGCCUUCUAGGUGCCAACAAAGGGCAUUGACUUGCAAGUAAUUAAUUAUGUAGCUAUUUUUGCCAAAGAAUAUUCGUGAAGAUACUCCAUGUGACUGAAAAUAACUAAAUUCUUUUUAUGUCUUUUUGAGAACUUUUUCUCACUUCAUACUCUACCUUCUAGUUACCUUCAUGAAUUUUCAUGAGUAUUUUUUGCUGUCAGUAUAGUUCUUAUUUUUAGAAGAAGUAUGCUACGCUUUAAAAUCAUAAUUAUGCAUGUUUUAAAACUGCACACAUAAAAAAAAUGACUAUUGAUCAAUUGGAAUUGUUUUGUACAGUGUAUUGUCCUUAACAUUGUUCCUGAAAACAGUACUUAAAAUUAGAGACUCUGUAGUAAUUUGUUGCUUGAAGAAAGUGGUGAUUGUAAUGGUGAGUGAGCAUCCUUGUGAAGGUAGUGGAACUCCAAACUUGAGUUACAGUAUCAUUAAAAAAGUAGUACUAAUAAUUAUAGUUUAUGGGCCAUUGUUAUGAAUUUAGUCUCUUCCUAUUAUGUAUGAUCAUAGAUGGCAGUUUUUACAAAAAGCUAAAGCGUACUGCUGCAAAUAUUGAAACCAAAGUUUGACACAUUACAUCAAAGCACUUUUAAUUUACAUCCGCCGCUUAGCUUUCACUGUUUGUUAAGUGGGCACUGGUUAGCCAUGUGAGGGUUAGCACCCACUUCUCUUCCUAUUUUACUUAUUUAUUUUUGCAUGCUGAACCAUCUUUUAAAUUAGUUUAUUGACUUGUUUCUCUCUUGAGAUUUAUUUGCUAUGAUUGAUAAAUCCUAAAUAUUGUGAAGUGGUAUUUUUGUGCAGCUUUUUUUUUUGAUAUGCUAUUAGGUGGGGAGAGAUUUUUAAGGAGACUGUGAAGUGAAACAGAACAAAUGAUCUAGAAUCCUUGAUUUGACAUAAUUAUUUUUGCAAUCUAGGUAGAUAAUGGUUUCAGAGUAUGUAUCUCAGCUUAUUUGCUUGAAACUGUGUUACCUUUAAUUAUAUGUUUCAAAGCACCAGCCUCAUAUGUAUUAUUAUUAUUUUGUCAAGAAUUUCUAUUAACUUGAUUGUGUAAUGAAUGCACUGUGUUCAAUUUGACCUCAACAUAUUCCUCGUUAAUUGUGUUUUCAAAACUACAAAAAAUCCUAAUUAAUUAACCCA
Molecule: messenger RNA, 5268 nt
Organism: Frankliniella occidentalis (western flower thrips)
Lineage: Eukaryota; Metazoa; Arthropoda; Insecta; Thysanoptera; Thripidae
Product: cytoplasmic FMR1-interacting protein-like
Exons: 22
Coding region: 168-4025 (1285 amino acids)
Biological process (GO): regulation of translation; regulation of actin filament polymerization; cell morphogenesis
Cellular component (GO): synapse; neuron projection; SCAR complex
Molecular function (GO): RNA 7-methylguanosine cap binding; small GTPase binding
Source: RefSeq, a predicted model, not a curated record